This is a messenger RNA of Stegostoma tigrinum, 1397 nucleotides long. It is a transcript of the gene tmem120aa, whose product is annotated as transmembrane protein 120Aa. The record is from RefSeq and is a predicted model, not a curated record. Gene Ontology annotation, biological process: fat cell differentiation. The coding region runs from base 167 to 1183 and encodes 338 amino acids. Gene Ontology annotation, cellular component: membrane. The transcript is spliced from 12 exons. Lineage: Eukaryota; Metazoa; Chordata; Chondrichthyes; Orectolobiformes; Stegostomatidae.
ACGGCACUGUUUGGUCGGGCCCGGCCUCACCCGGAAGCGCGCUGCUGGUUUGAGGGUGCGCUCCGGUAAAAGAGAACAGGAGGUGGUGUAACCGGAGCCUGGAGGUGGGGUGGGGGGAGCUGGCAGCUGCAGCCCGGCUCGGGGGAAAGGCAGACAGGAGAGCAGCAUGUCUUUCCAGGAGUGCUGGGAGGAAUGGGAGGCCCUGGACAAAGACUAUCAGCUUUUACAGGAAACACACAAACACUACAAGCAGCAGUUGGAAGAGGUGAUCAAACUUCAGAAUGCCUGCCUCAGUUCCAUCGAACGACAGAAGAAGAAAUACAAGGAACUCUCCAAAAGUCUUGAACAAUGUCAGUUGCCAGGCAAUGAAGAGCAGUGGAGAGACAUUGGUUUCAUCCAGGGACUGAUGAAGGAAAGACAAAACAUUUUCUUUGAAAUGGAAGCUUUCCUCCCAAAAAAAAAUGGGCUGUACUUGAGUCUGGUUCUGGGAAAUGUCAAUGUGACCCUGCUCAGCAAACAGGCCAAGUUUGCCUACAAGGAUGAAUAUGAGAAAUUCAAGCUAUGUCUUACAAUCAUCCUCCUCGUCAUCUCCUUCAGCUGCAGAUUCUUGUUAAACUCCAGGGUGGUGGAUUCUGUAUUCAACUUCCUUUUGGUGUGGUACUACUGUACACUUACAAUUCGAGAGAGCAUCCUCAUCAACAAUGGAUCCAGGAUUAAAGGCUGGUGGGUAAUGCAUCAUUAUGUUUCAGCCUUCCUGUCUGGAGUUAUGCUGACCUGGCCCGAUUCGAAAAUGUACCAGAUAUUUCGAAACCAAUUCCUCUCGUUUUCUAUGUAUCAGAGCUUUGUGCAGUUCCUGCAGUAUUAUUAUCAGAGUGGCUGCCUGUACAGACUCCGAGCCCUGGGAGAGAGACAUAACAUGGACCUGACUGUAGAAGGUUUCCAAUCUUGGAUGUGGAGAGGCCUCACGUUUCUUCUACCGUUUUUGUUCUUUGGUCAUUUCUGGCAGUUUUAUAAUGCCAUCACCUUGUUCAGGCUAACCAACCACCCAGACUGUAAGGAAUGGCAGGUUUCCAUGUGUGGUCUCGCAUUUCUCAUCUUGUUCCUCGGAAAUUUCCUGACGACUGUUCGAGUCAUCUACCAAAAACAGAAACAGAGGGAGAAAAAUGUCAAUAAACAAUUGUGAACCGUGAGAAAGAGCGUGGAAGACUGGAUUUGAUUAUCAUUUUUGCGUUGAAGAAUUGCAGAAAGCGCAUGUCGUGUUGUUGCUGCUGCUGGGCCUUUGCCCUGGACACUGGGGCCCACGUGAGCUGUGUGUAUGGGGGAGUAUGUCAAAGCAAGAUCUGUCACUGCUUAAAAUAAUCAUCCAAUAAAAUUGUACAGACCUGCUCGAUACAGUA